AUGAUAGAACCAUUCCAGACGACCUUUCAGGUCCCCAUGACCUGCGAUCAUUGCGUGCAGGACGUCUCAGGAUCUAUUCAGAAAAUACCAGGAAUCACCAAAGUAGAAGCCCGCCUCGCAGACCAACUCGUCCUCGUCGAAGGCACAGCAGCACCCAGCUCCAUCGUCGCCGCCAUCCAGGGCACCGGCCGAGACGCAAUCCUGCGCGGUAGCGGAGGCACCAACAGCGCCGCCGUGUGCAUCCUCGAAACACACAACACCACCGUUCCCGAAAAGAUUCGCGGCCUCGCGCGAAUGAUUCAAGUGUCCAAAACCCAGACCCUGGUCGAUCUUACCAUAAACGGCCUCUCGCCGGGCCGGUAUUGGGCCACGGUGCGAGAGACGGGAGAUAUUUCUCAGGGCGCGGCGUCUACAGGUGGGAUAUGGGAGGCUGUGAAGAAUAAGAUACUUGGUGCGGAGCAGCCGAGAGGUGUAUUUGGCGUUGUCGAUGUCGGUGACAAUGGCAAAGGGAAUGUUUUGAUUGAUCAGCCCGUCGCAAUUUGGGAAUUGAUUGGACACAGUAUGGUGGUUUCGAAAAAUAAGGAAGGUCCCUUUAAGACUGAAGAUGCGGAUACAAUCGUGGGCGUCAUUGCGCGCAGUGCUGGGGUAUGGGAUAAUGAAAAGAUGGUCUGUUCGUGUUCGGGGAAGAAUGUGUGGGAGGAGAGGAAGGAGCAAGUUAGCAAGGGAAUGCUGUAA
Talaromyces marneffei is the source of this 735-nucleotide messenger RNA. RefSeq lists its product as uncharacterized. Gene Ontology annotation, biological process: removal of superoxide radicals. Bases 1 to 735 code for a protein of 244 amino acids. Gene Ontology annotation, molecular function: superoxide dismutase copper chaperone activity; copper ion binding. The transcript is spliced from 3 exons. The record is from RefSeq and is a predicted model, not a curated record. Gene Ontology annotation, cellular component: cytoplasm. NCBI's taxonomy places the organism in Eukaryota, Fungi, Ascomycota, Eurotiomycetes, Eurotiales, Trichocomaceae.